CCCGAAUCAUGCCCGAUAGCCGCCGAGUGGGGCUUAUUUGACGGAUCCGGGGCCGGUUGUCGGCGAUUAGGUGUGGGAGCACGGGCCAUCUUCCAGAAACAUCAUGCCACUUCUCAUCUCAUCUUGGAUCUUGGAUGGUCUUGGAUGAUGGAAAACAUGCUCAUCCUGAAUAUCGUCCCGGAACAGAACGGGAGGAGGCCGUGAAAGUUCCAGACUCGGUCGUAUGUCUGUGCAGCUGACUGAGCGGGUUUGAGGCCAUUCCAAGUCACAUGUGUUCCUUGACCCCGAACAUGUCGGCGACCAUCCAUGAUUGAUAACUCGGCGACGUUCAUCCCCGAGACAUGGACGCGGCCCGGCCCCGGGACUCGGUCGCGAUGUGUGUGAUAUAUCUGUCCGUGAGAUCCGUGGUGUUUGAGCUGAUAUUUUGCAACCGUUCUUGAUCCAGUAAUAAACACCGAUUUUCACACACAUCAGCAACCAUCACAAAUCUCACCAUGACAUCUUUACAACCCUAUCUCGCUGAGAUCUGCCAGACGACAACCGGUCUCUUGACAAGCAGCACCUGCGCUCCAUGUCUCUACCACAUCCGACGUCUCGCAACAUCGAUUCCAAGGAGUGCAUCAACGAUCGCCACCACAAAAUCUCACAUCUCAACCUCUUCAACGACAUCACCCAACCAAAGGAGAUCAAUCCACCAAUCCCAUCCCCCUCGCUCACCACAACGACAACAUACACAUCUCCAUCGCAUAAACCCCUUGCAAGCCUCAUCACCCCUUAACAGCCGAACAUACACCACCUCGCCCUCCUCUUCACCCCCACCGCCUGAACCAACAAUAACCCCCAUCUUCGAACCCGUAACCUGCACAUUCCAAUACCUCGUCGCCGACCCUCUCACCCUCGUCGCCGACCCUCUCACCCUCGUCGCCGCCAUCAUCGACCCCGUCCUCGACUACUCACUAACCGACAACUCCAUCACCACCACCUCCGCCGACGCUUUACUCUCUCUCAUCCAAUCCAAGAGUUACAAAAUCGCUUGGAUUCUCGAAACGCACGCCCACGCCGAUCACUUAUCUGCUUCUUCCUACUUGCAGAAACGGUUGACGGAGAUUCAAGGGGAGGAGCACAAACCGCCUAUUGGCAUCGGCAAACGGAUCGGGACUGUGCAGAGUUUGUUUUCAAAGAGGUACGGGGUGCCGGAGGAGGAAGUCAAGGAGGUGUUUGGUUAUCUGUUCGACGACGACGAGGUGUUCCGGAUUGGCAACUUGGAAGCGAAAGCGAUUCAUCUUCCGGGGCACACGCCCGAUCAUCUGGGGUACAAGAUCGGGGAUAACGUUUUCUGUGGCGACAGCCUGUUUAACGCGGACAUAGGGACUGCGAGGUGUGAUUUCCCCGGUGGGAGUGCUCAUGAUUUGUACCACUCCGGUCGGAAAUUGCUUCAGAGCUUGCCGGAUGAAGCCCAGAUUUGGACGGGACAUGAUUACCCGCCUGAGGACAGGAAGGAGCCGGUUCCGUGUUUGACGGUUAAGGAGCACAGGGAGAGGAAUAAGCACUUGAGGGAUGGAAUCACGGAAGAAGAGUUUGUGAAAGCCAGACAGGAGAGGGAUCGGAACCUGGCGGCGCCGAGGUUGUUGCAUCAGAGUUUGCAGGUAAACAUUCGGGCGGGUAAGCUGCCGGGGGAGAAUGAGAGUGGGUUGAGGUUAUUGCAUCUGCCGGUUAAGAUUAAGACGGACAAGAAGUGGUGAUUUGGACGAUUUGGUAGGCAGAGGGGCAGCUAAGAAGGGGAAGGGAAAAGGAAAGGGGAGAGGCGCGCACCUUGAAUACACUCAACUAAUACAUUACCCACCUUUCAUGUGUGUUCACCGCGGUUGACACGGCUCGUCAUGUGUCCCAGGCCUUCUCGACCCAAGUUUAUGCCUUAAACUCUGUACCAAACGCUUCACCUUGAUUUCUACAUGUCGAAGCACAUCUAAAUUAUGUGUUCUUGCUCAAUGCUUUGGCAUUUCAAUGUGUCUCUGUGGCCUUUCGGGAGUUUCGGAAGGCCUUGUUCGGGUUCGGAGCAUUGGACUCAAAGUAUUGCGUUUGCUUUCACGAUGGGAUAAGACAGUGAGAUCAUUAUGAGAUG
Molecule: messenger RNA, 2122 nt
Organism: Neurospora tetraspora
Lineage: Eukaryota; Fungi; Ascomycota; Sordariomycetes; Sordariales; Sordariaceae
Product: beta-lactamase-like protein
Exons: 1
Coding region: 495-1742 (415 amino acids)
Biological process (GO): glutathione metabolic process; hydrogen sulfide metabolic process
Molecular function (GO): sulfur dioxygenase activity
Source: RefSeq, a predicted model, not a curated record